AUGGGUGGAGGGCGGGAGGACGACGACGACAAACAGGCUUGCGGCGAACGCGUUGGGCGAGGAGGUGCGAUGCGGAGGCGCUGGACGAAGAGGCUUGCUGCGGACGCGCGCGACAGGCAGAGCCGCCGCGGAUGCACGCGACAAGGGAGCCCGUGCGGUGAGCAGAUCGCGACCGUCGACGAGCAGAUCGCGUCCGUCGGCGAGCAGAUUGCGGCCGUCGGCGAGCAGAUCGCGACCGUCGGCGAGCAGAUCGCGACCGUCGGCCAGCAGAUCACGGCCGUCGAGCAGAUCGCGGCCGUCAACGAGCAGAUCGACGCCGUCGGCGAGCAGAUCAGGGACGUCGACGAGUGGAUCGCGGCCAUCGCGGCCGUCGAGCAGAUCGCGGCCGUUGACGAGGAAAUUGUGGCCGUUGACGAGGAAAUCGCGGCCGUCGCAAAGGUAGGUCGUGGAGAGGGCAAAUACGGUCCGCGGGAGGGCGGAUCUGGUCCGCAGGAGGGCGGAUCUGGUCCGCAGGAGGGCGGAUCUGGUCCGCGGGAGGGCGGAUCUGGUCCGCAGGAGGGCGGAUCUGGUCCGCAGGAGGGCGGAUCUGGUCCGCAGGAGGGCGGAUCUGGUCCGCAGGAGGGCGGAUCUGGUCCGCAGGAGGGCGGAUCUGGUCCGCAGGAGGGCGGAUCUGGUCCGCGGGAGGGCGGAUCUGGUCCGCGGGAGGGCGGAUCUGGUCCGCGGGAGGGCGGAUCUGGUCCGCAGGAGGGCGGAUCUGGUCUGCGGGAAGGCGGAUCUGGUCCGCAGGAGGACGGAUCUGGUCCGCGGGAGGGAGGAUAG
Closterium sp. Yama58-4 is the source of this 819-nucleotide messenger RNA. The record is from the annotation of a GenBank genome assembly. Lineage: Eukaryota; Viridiplantae; Streptophyta; Zygnematophyceae; Desmidiales; Closteriaceae.